This is a messenger RNA of Perca fluviatilis (European perch), 2873 nucleotides long. Its product is annotated as cdc42-interacting protein 4 homolog. Gene Ontology annotation, biological process: signal transduction. The record is from RefSeq and is a predicted model, not a curated record. The coding region runs from base 325 to 1836 and encodes 503 amino acids. Gene Ontology annotation, molecular function: protein binding. Lineage: Eukaryota; Metazoa; Chordata; Actinopteri; Perciformes; Percidae. The transcript is spliced from 14 exons.
CUCCGUCUCUCUCUCUCUCUCUGUCUCUCAGGGACCCAAACUUGUUUCAGGAAAAGCGCCUGAACAUAUUUUCUCUCUCGCUAGCUGAACGAGACAGGACGGCCUCGUCAGUGCCAAGGAGAAGGCGUAGACUUCCUCCAAACAUUUCCUCCGCCAUCUCCGCUCUCGAGACUCAACGUUUGGUGGAAUCUUUGUCACGAGAGGAAAGAGGGUUUUAUUUUUUAUUUUUUACCUGCUAUUUCUUUCACCAAAAACCACCUGGUUGUUCCUUUCCUUGAGAGGGAUUCCAGCUUUUCCUCAAACAUCUGAACUUGUUUUGCAGACAUGGACUGGGGAACAGAUCUUUGGGACCAGUACGAUCACAUCGAAAAGCAUACGCAGUGUGGUCACGACCUGGUGGAUCGUUACAUUAAGUUUGUGAGGGAACGGACAGAAAUAGAGCAGAACUACGCCAAACAACUCAGGAGUCUAUCAAGGAAAUAUGCCAAACGAGGGAGCAAGGAAGAGCAAGACUGCAAAUUCAGCAAUCACGCAUCACUUCAAGAGAUCCUGAACGAGCUGAACGAUUACGCCGGCCAACGGGAGCUCAUCGCUGAAAACAUGAUGACUGGCAUCUGUGUGGAACUCACCAAGUACCUUCAAGAUCUAAAACUGGAACGCAAAACACACCUGUCUGAUGCCAAGAAGGCCCAGCAGAAUUUAGAGUUCAGCUUAAAAAACCUAGAAAGUAGUAAGAAGCGCUUUGCCAAGGAGUGGGCGGAGGCUGAAAAAGCCACACAACAAGCAGAGAAAAUAGAGAAUGACCUUAAUGCCACCAGGCUUGAUGUAGAGAAAGCCAAGCAACAUGCCCAUGCCCGGACACACACAGCGGAGGAGUGCAGGAACGACUAUGCUGCACAGCUCCAGAAAUACAACAAGGAACAAAACUUCUUCUACUACUCAGAGAUACCGCAGAUCUUCAACAAAAUGCAGGACAUGGAUGAGCGGAGGAUUCGGCGGCUGGCGGAGGGAUACUGCCAGUUUGCAGACAUCGAGAAAAAGGUGCUGCCCAUCAUCACCAAGUGUUUAGACGGAAUUUCUACAGCAGGGAAGAAAAUUAAUGAGAAACAGGACUCGAUACUGUUCAUAGAGCAGCACAAGUCUGGUUUUGAGCGACCUGCAGAUGUUGAGUUUGAAGACUACAUCCAAGGAAUCAAACCAGCAACCUCUGACUCCAGUCUCAACCCCCCUAAAACUCGUGCCAAGCUCUGGCCUUUCAGCAAGAAGAACAAGGCACAUGCUGCAGAAGAUUUCUCUCACCUUCCUCCAGAGCAGAGGAAGAAGAAGCUACAGGCGAAGAUUGACGACAUCACCAAAGAGCUGCAGAAGACACAGGACCAAAGUGACGCACUGGAGAAGAUGAAGGGUGUGUACGAGAAGAAUCCACAGAUGGGAGACCCCUCCAGCCUGGAGCCUCAGAUCUCAGAAACUGCCCAGAACAUUGGCCGCCUGAAGGGGGAGCUCGCCAAAUAUGAGACGUGGCUGGCAGAAGCAGUGGGAAGAGAGGAGACUUCCAAUGCCAUCAACAAUAAUUCUCAAUAUUGUGUUGUAGCAGCUGAACAGCAUCCGAACAUCUACACAGAGUUCGAGGACGAGUUUGACGACGUAGAAACUCCUGUGGGCCAGUGCACGGCUCUGUACACCUUCGAAGGCAACAGUGAGGGCACCGUUUCCAUUACGGAGGGAGAGAUGUUGACUAUAAUGGAGGAGGAUAAAGGAGAUGGAUGGAUGAGAGUCCUUAGAGCCAGUGGAGAAGAGGGCUAUAUACCUUCAUCCUAUGUCAAACUUGCCCCAUAACACACACACACACACACACACACACACACACACACACACACACACACACACACACACACACACACACACACACACACACACAGCUUGUGAUGGGAAAUAAGUAAAGAGCCAAAGGUUAAUACAAAGUCAUCCACGAUAAUUGGAGCUGUUCUCUACAUCUUUUAUCUCAGCCAGUGACGUUAAUAGUGAGAUGAAAGCGAGUGAUUAGAAAGCUUGUUAUCAAUGAUGACUGCAAUAUCAUACAGUCCCUGUCUCUGUGGCAGGAGAGGCUGUCUCUAAACGCAGACUAUCUGAUCUUUAUAGAUUUAAGCUUUUAAAUCCAAACUUUUGAAUGUAUAUCUGAACUUUUUUGUCACAGCGUUAAGUGACGACUCGUGUAACAUAUUCAGCAUAAUAGUAGCCUAAAAGCUGCAUGUCUUUGUAUCCACUCACUUGACUUUCCCACUGUCAUCUCUGAUAACCUGCUGAACUUCUUUUUGUAACACCAGCCCUCAUCUAAAACUUCUUGCCUGAUAGGAUAAUGUGAGUUUUUUCUUUUUGUCUUAGUGAUGUUAUGUUUUUUUUGACUUAUAACUGGAUGAAAACCACUACUCUAUAGGGAGUGCACACAUUCCAAUAUCUUUCAAUGGACUGUCAUGGUAAAGGGUUCACAUUUUUAAAUGUCUGUCUUACAACAAUAGUGAGGUGCCCAUAUGAAUAUUGAAAUAGGUUUUGCUUGCUGCAACCAUUCCUCUUGUUCAUACAGGCCCUGAAGAGAUCCCUUCCUAAUGUGCUUCUAAUGUAAGUGAUUGGGGGGGGGAGGGAUCUUCCAAAUACAAUUUUAUACUAAAUAGAGUAACAAUGGAAGACUGCCUUAUAUUGGCUUCAAAUAAACACACACAAACCAGGGCUGUGGAUUUCUCCCCUUAUCACUUACAUCGGAGGCACUUUAGGAAAGCAUGUUUUAAUGCCCAGUAUGAACAGGAAGAAUAGUUACAGCAAGCAAAAACUGCUUAAGUGUAUAUACUGUAUGGGCAGGUUUUGUUUCAAGAAGAAAA